Molecule: messenger RNA, 1653 nt
Organism: Frankliniella occidentalis (western flower thrips)
Lineage: Eukaryota; Metazoa; Arthropoda; Insecta; Thysanoptera; Thripidae
Exons: 3
Coding region: 44-751 (235 amino acids)
Source: RefSeq, a predicted model, not a curated record
UCCCUCUCUUUUUGUCAUUGCCGCAGGUUUCUCCGUGGGCCGGAUGAAGAUGAAGAACAUGUCGCCGGUGUUCCUGCUGCCGCCGCUCAUGUUCAUGGGCAUGAUGCCCUUCAUGCUGGCCACGCUCAAGGGCGUGGUGGUCAAGGCCAUGAUGCUCAACCAGAUGGCCUUCAUGUCCACGCUGUGGAUGACGGUCCGCGACGUGGUGUUCGGCCCGCGGCCCAUCGUCAAGUACUACAACUACGGCUACAAGCCCGCGCCCCGCCCGCCCGUGCACUACAGGCAACCCUCGCCGCCCGCCCACGUUGACCACCACGUGGAGCACCACCACAGCGAGCCGGUGCACUUCGAGCACCACCACGAGGAGCACCACCUGCCCGACCACCGCGUCGAGCACCACGUCGAGCACCACGAGACGCACGGCGCCUCUCCCUUCUUCCACGACGAGGCGAGCAGCGGCGAGGACUCGUCCCACUUCCAGGACUACGCACAGGACCUCUCGUACGUCGGCGCCGACGACCGAAACGACCGGAACGACCGGCGCGGCGUCAAGCAGCAGCAGCAGGACGGCCUCCUCGACGAGGACGACGACGCGGGCGCGCCGCUGCCGCAGGCCUCCGCCUACCGCCGGCCGGCGCGGCCCCAGGCCCAGCAGGGCGUGGCGCAGCUGGCGCAGCACUACGAGUCGCAGGCGAGGCCCAACCGGCUGCGGUACGCGGCGGUCGGACAGGCGUCCAGGACUGCGGCGUGAGGCGUGAGCGCGUCGCGUGGCAGGGGGCAACCACCGCUAUCACAUCUAGGGAUUUUUAAACUUUUCUAGAGGAGUAUUUUUUGGGAGAAAUUUUCCAUUAUUAUUGUUUGAAAAUAUCCUCAUUUUUUUCCCUAUGAAAUUUCAGUUUUUUCUGUAAAAAUUUCGGAUUUGAAAAUCCCUAAUUACAUAGGGCCAUCGCGAUAUGAUGGGUGCGAUGUGACUUUCUUUCGCGCUUACACCUCUCUCAAUCUUCUUAAUCCCCUACGCACUCGUGUCCCCCUGGGUCUAAAGUCUGCAGAACGUAAGGGCCACGCAGAAAGCCAUUUUGUUCGAGCAUGUAAAUUAAGGGUGUUGUUGCUUUCUCCUUCUUGCUCCCCUGUGAUAUGUUUGGCGAAAAAACUCCAAUCAAAUGUUUCAUCUCUGAAAAAAUCAAAAGGAAAGGCUAGAAGCAAAAACUGUGCACUUGCGGUCAACUCAACUAUUACAUCGUUUGAUGUUGAGAUAUAUGUUUAAAAGUAUUUUUUGUCUUUCCUUAAAAAAUGUAUAGAAAGUGAAAACUUGUUGAUAUUCUUAUAUUGUGAUUGGGGAAAUACCCCAUUACAACGUAUCUCUAAAAUCGAAGGCAUUGUUGCCGCGAAAUGUGGAGUGAAUACUUAGUCAUAAAAGCGCUCAUCGAGAGACACUGCUUUCUCCAUCUCAUAGCCGUUCAAAUCAAUUAAUAUUGUAAGUAUUUAUUGACUAUUUAUUAUUUGGGUAAUGUUAUUACGAGCAUGGAUUCUUCACUCAUUUAAUAGAGUGCGAUCUUUAUGGAUACAUUGAUGUUAAGAAGGGUUGUUAUGUUUAAUCUUCUUGUGGCCCUCGAAGUCCAGUAACAGAUGCAUUUUCAGGUCGGCUACCUCGGC